CGUCGCCUGCCACGUUCAGUGAAAGAGAGGGACACACCGGAGCUCGUCUUCUUGCCCAAGACAACCUCCAGUGAGAGUGAGAGAGAGAGAGAGAGAGAGGGUUUGAGGUCAGGUCAGGCCAUGCAGCGGCUUCUUGUCCGAAGGCUCUCCUCGGUGGCCACUCAGGGGAGGAGAGGAUGCAGCUCCUCCCGUUCGACCGCCGCCGAGAUCAAUGGUGGCGCCGACGCCGUGGUCCCUGAAAUUCCUCCGUUCGACUACGCUCCUCCCCGAUACGACGGCCCCCGGGCGGCCGAGAUCUUGAGGAAGCGGUCCGAGUACCUCAGCCCCUCCAUGUUCUACUUCUACAAGAAGCCUCUGAACAUCGUGGACGGGAAGAUGCAGUACGUGUUCGACCAGGACGGGCGGCGCUACCUCGACGCUUUCGCCGGCAUCGCCACCGUGUGCUGCGGCCAUUGCCACCCCGACGUCGUCGACGCCGUCGUCCGCCAGACCAGCCGUCUGCAGCACUCCACCGUCGUGUAUCUGAACCACGCCAUCGCUGAUUUCGCAGAAGCGUUAGCUUCCAAGCUCCCCGGAGAUCUCAAGGUCGUCUUCUUCACCAACUCCGGCACCGAAGCGAACGAGCUCGCGCUGCUGAUAACUCGCCUGUACACCGGUUGCCAUGACAUCGUAUCAGUAAGGAAUGCGUACCAUGGGAAUGCAGCUGGAACAAUGGGGACUACGGCUCAAUAUAACUGGAAGUUCAAUGUCAUGCAGAGUGGAGUGCAUCAUGCGAUGAAUCCAGACCCAUACAGAGGAGCCUUUGGGUCGGAUGGAGAGAAGUAUGCCAGAGAUGUGCAAGAAAUCAUCGAAUUCGGGACGUCUGGUCAGGUCGCAGGUUUCAUUUCUGAAUCCAUACAGGGUGUGGGUGGGGUAGUGGAACUAGCACCAGGUUACUUGCCUGCUGUGUACGAGAGCAUAAGGAAAGCUGGUGGCCUCUGCAUAGCAGACGAAGUGCAGUCAGGAUUUGCACGCACUGGGAGUCACUUCUGGGGAUUUGAGGCCCAUGGGAUUGUACCUGACAUUGUGACAAUGGCAAAGGGUAUUGGGAACGGAAUUCCUCUUGGUGCAGUUGUCACAACACCAGAAAUAGCCCAAGUCUUGACUCGUCGGAACUACUUCAACACCUUCGGUGGCAACCCCGUGUGCACCGCUGGAGGGCUUGCUGUUCUUAGAGUUCUUGAGAAAGAAAAUCUUCAACACAACGCGUUGCUCGUUGGUUCCUACCUCAAAGACCGACUCAAAGCCCUACAACAAAAGCACGAAAUCAUAGGCGAUGUCAGAGGAAGGGGGAUGAUGCUCGGAGUUGAACUGGUCACCGAUCGCAAGCAGAAAACCCCAGCACGUACUGAGAUCUCACAUGCCAUGGAUCAGAUGAAAGAUAUGGGAGUGUUGGUGGGCAAAGGAGGGUUUUAUGGCAAUGUGUUCAGAAUAACUCCGCCUCUCUGCUUCACCAAAGAAGAUGCCGACUUCUUCACUGAAGUGAUGGAUAUUGCAUUAUCAAAGCUCUGAGAUCUACAGAUUCUAGGCUUAUGGUUUUAACUAUCCUCAGAUAUUAGCAAUAAUGUCUCUGUUGCAGGGCAGGCUAGGUUGAUUUGUGUUGUUGAGGGAAGGGAUUUUAAUGGCUCUGGUGGUAUGUAAAUAAUCCUCACUCUCUCCCUCUCUCUCCCUCCAGCUAUGGUGGAAUGUUUUCCUGUUUCUGAUCUAGAGGCACAUGAAAGUCCAAUAUAUAUCCGGUGGAUUCAAACCU
This is a messenger RNA of Musa acuminata AAA Group (dessert banana), 1789 nucleotides long. RefSeq names its product alanine--glyoxylate aminotransferase 2 homolog 3, mitochondrial-like. Gene Ontology annotation, biological process: glyoxylate catabolic process. The coding region runs from base 121 to 1551 and encodes 476 amino acids. Gene Ontology annotation, molecular function: pyridoxal phosphate binding; L-alanine:glyoxylate transaminase activity. The record is from RefSeq and is a predicted model, not a curated record. The transcript has 9 exons. Gene Ontology annotation, cellular component: mitochondrion. NCBI's taxonomy places the organism in Eukaryota, Viridiplantae, Streptophyta, Magnoliopsida, Zingiberales, Musaceae.